Messenger RNA from Nicotiana attenuata, 615 nucleotides. RefSeq lists its product as uncharacterized. The transcript has a single exon. Bases 1 to 615 code for a protein of 204 amino acids. Lineage: Eukaryota; Viridiplantae; Streptophyta; Magnoliopsida; Solanales; Solanaceae. The record is from RefSeq and is a predicted model, not a curated record.
AUGGCGGCUUAUAAUCCAAUGGAAGAACAAAACAAUGGAAAAUCAUCAUUUGGUCGUUUGAUGGUUAUUUUGAUGCUAAUUUUGGUAGUAGGAAUGAUCAUGUUAAGCCUAGUAUUUUGGCUACUUUUUGGAACUGAAGGACCGGUGUUUCACAUAUUAGCUUUAAGUGUUCCUAGUUUUAGGAUUAUUAACUCCUCAAUAGUUGGAAAUUGGCAAGUCAAUCUCACUAUGUGUAACAUGAAUAAUCACUCAAAAAUCAAAGUUUUUCAUGGCAAGACUUCCAUUUUUUACAAAACCUACCUUUUGGCUGUGACCCCUUUUGAUCCUGUAAAUUUGGAGGCUAAAGGUACAAAGAAUAUAUUGUCCAAUUUGACCACAUUACCUGAAGGAAAUGUUUUGGAUCAAUUGGCUAUAUCAGAAAUUAGUAAAGAUAAAAGUGAUGGGGACAUAGAAUUUUCCUUGGAGAUUUCUCUAAAGGCUGUUUUAGCUUCUGAUUUAGAGUGGCAAAGUCAUAAGAUGAUGGUUUAUUGCAAUAAUUUGAAAAUUAAGUUUGGACCUGAAGAUAAAGGAGAAUUGGUAGCAGCUGACAAAAUUAAAUGUUUAAUCAUUGGAUAA